UAGAAGGCAGCGCUGGGGGAAGCGAGGGUCGCUGCUCACGUCAGCAGCGCGGGCCCGGGGCAGGCUCGAAGGGGCCGGUCCGCCCCGGGGCGGGGCUCGCCGCUUUGCGCGCCAGAAUUCGGAGAGCGGAGCCCGGGUCCCGCCGCCAGCGCCCGGCCCGGCCCCGCCAUGUGCGCCGCGGUGCCCGGCUACUCGCCCGGCUUCAAGAGGCCGCCGGAGACGCUGCGCCUGAAGCGGAAAAGGGCCCGGAGGAGCGAGGCCGCCUCCCCGCCCUGCCCCCGGGCGGACCCGGCCUCCGCCCCGCGCCCUUUCCCCAGACCAGGGCGGCGCAAUCCCUUCUCCAGCCUGGACAACGCGCCGCGCCCCGGCAGCGCCGGGCACCGCCCCCCGGGCACCCCCGAGCUGCAGGAGCAGCGGCCCCCGCCGGGGAGCCAGGCCCCCAGACACCCGCUGUGGCAGUUUUUAGAUCCUCUGCAAGAAAAUAAAUCCACCUGGAAAGAAGAGUGUUCUGAAAGAGCAGAUUUUGCCACAUUAACCAAUGAUCUUCAUUUACCUGUUUCCAUGCCUGAUGUUUCCUGCUCACCAAGCACAGAAUUUCCUGCAGACUGGAGUAUUAAAACUCGACUUCUAUUCACGUCUUCCCAACCUUUUACUUGGGCAGAGCAUUUAAAGGCACAAGAAGAGGCUCAAGGAUUUGCCCAGCACUGUAGAGCAACAUCAGUCAAUUUCCCACAAAGCAUACAGGAACCAAAGCUGUCCACGGAACUCCGCUGUGCAUUCCAGCAAAGUCUUAUUUAUUGGCUUCACCCUUCACUGCCAUGGCUACCGCUAUUCCCUCGUAUUGGAGCAGAUAGGAAAAUAGCUGGAAAGACUAGUCUUUGGUCACAUGAUGAAACACUGCAACAGGUUCUAAUGAGUGAGUGGUCUGUCAGUUUUACUUCCCUAUAUAAUCUUCUCAAAGCCAAGCUGUGUCCCUAUUUCUAUGUUUGUACCUACCAAUUUACUGUGCUGUUUCGUGCAGCAGGCCUUGCAGGAAGUGAUGUUAUCACAGCUGUUAUUUCCCCCACAACCAGGGGUUUAAGGGAAGCCAUGAGAAAUGAAGGCAUAGAAUUUUCUUUACCUUUGGUAGAAGAAACUAGGAGCAAGACACAGAAAAACUCUGAAACAAACUUGGAUACAGAAGUUAACAGUCCUGAAACAGGCAAAAACACUGAAGAUGGAGAGGAACAAGGAGUGAGCGACGAUGAAAGUUUCUCUUGGCUUGAGGAGAUGGGAGUCCAAGACAAGAUUAAAAAGCCAGACGCAAUUUCUAUCAAACUCCGUAAAGAGAAAAAUGAAGUGCAAGUGGAUCACAAGCCUGAAUCUGUUGCAUUAGUGAAAGGAACAAACACAUUCAUGUUGCUGAACUUCUUGAUAAACUGUAAGAGUUUAGUAGCUGCUGCAGGCCCUCAAGCAGGGCUCCCACCAACACUGCUGUCCCCAGUUGCUUUUCGAGGUGCAACAAUGCAAACGCUCAAGGCUCGAAGCAUCAAUGUGAAAACACCGGUUCACUUAUGCUAUAAUGAUAUAUUUAGCUUGGAGAUCACAGGUCCUGUCAUGCCUCAUUGUCUGCAUACUUUGACCAUGCUGCUCAAAUCUGCACAGAGGGGAGCUUUUUCUGCUGUAUUAUACACCCAUGAGCCAACAGCGGUGUUUAACACUAACACAGAGAGAAUCUUAAAUAAGGAAACUAUGUGCAAGGACCUCACUAAGUGUGGAUUGCAUCUUAAAACAUUGGAUCAAUUGAUUCAACUUCCAACAUUAGGAAAGUCUUCUAUACGACUCCUAGAAAUGAGAGACUAUGCUUACACCUGGAAAUCCUAAGUAUGCUAUUUUAAUUCAUGAAAUGAGACUAGUAGUGUUUGGUCAAUACUCUACAGAUGCUAUCGUGUACCAGGAGGGGAGAAUUGCCUACUUGCAAAAGCUUUUGGACAUGUAGGUAAGAACUUCUGUUGCACACAUCCUCACUCAUAAGGCAACUUCCAGUGGAAAAACAUUCUGAAUAGUCCAGCAAGAACACUGCCCCUCUCAAAACCUGCAACAGCUGCAUUUGUCUUUAAUGUUUUUAAAUAAAGUUUUUAUAAACAAGGUAA
Mauremys reevesii (Reeves's turtle) is the source of this 2132-nucleotide messenger RNA. RefSeq names its product DNA replication fork stabilization factor DONSON (gene DONSON). Gene Ontology annotation, cellular component: nucleus. The transcript is spliced from 10 exons. The record is from RefSeq and is a predicted model, not a curated record. Lineage: Eukaryota; Metazoa; Chordata; Testudines; Geoemydidae. Gene Ontology annotation, biological process: nuclear DNA replication. The coding region runs from base 169 to 1863 and encodes 564 amino acids.